Messenger RNA from Exophiala oligosperma, 978 nucleotides. RefSeq lists its product as uncharacterized. The coding region runs from base 1 to 978 and encodes 325 amino acids. Gene Ontology annotation, molecular function: hydrolase activity, acting on ester bonds. Gene Ontology annotation, biological process: phospholipid catabolic process. The transcript is spliced from 8 exons. The record is from RefSeq and is a predicted model, not a curated record. NCBI's taxonomy places the organism in Eukaryota, Fungi, Ascomycota, Eurotiomycetes, Chaetothyriales, Herpotrichiellaceae.
AUGAAGCUUCUCACACCAGCUUUGCUUGCCUUUUUGUCGCUGGCCACUGCCAUGCCUCUCGUUGAUCUCGCGCGGAGUGUGACCAGCCCUCCCAAGGGGAAAUGGUUCGAUCGCUUUGUGGUCGUGGUCUUUGAGAACAACAACAAGGAUGUCACCUUUGGCGAGCCCUACUUCUUGAACCUAACUACCAUGGGAAUGUCACUUGGCAGUUAUUAUGGCACAACACAUCCAUCCCAGCCAAACUACAUUACCAUGAUAUCAAACACCAUUGCCGGUGGUGUUUAUACUGACGCCGACCACAACACAACCCAGAUGAGUGUGAUUGAUUUGUUUGAACCAGCGGGCAUCACCUGGAGAGCUUACAUGGAGGGCUACAAGCCUCUGGCAAACGGAGAAUGCAACCCUUACUCGAUCGAUAAGGAGACAAAUUACGUCCGAAAGCACAACCCGUUCAUGUCUUUUGAUAACAUUCGGAACAACACCUCUCGCUGCAAGAAUAUCGUCAAUGCUGAGGAACAUUUUGCUCGCGACGUUUCCCUCGGGGCGGACGCCCCUCAGUAUAUGUACUACACACCCAACCUCCUGAACGAUGCCCACAACACGAAUGUUAGCUAUGCUGCGCGUGACCUACGCUACAUCAUGGACACGAUGCUGAGCAAUCCGGCCUUCAUGAAGAAUACAUUGAUUACCAUCACCUUUGAUGAAAAUGAUAUCUUCAGUCCUGAGAACUUCGGCACUCCAAACCAUAUUUAUACUGUCCUCCUGGGGAAUGAUACUCUGAAAUGCUAUAACUGCAUCGAUCAACAGUACUAUAAUCACUUCUCUCAAGUAGUGACCCUCGAGAAGAACUGGAACUUGACCACUAUCCCACAGCCAGACGGAAGUGAAGAAGGUUGGGAUAAAUGGUUUCUUCCCUUUGGCAUGUUACGAACAAACAAUAAUCCGCCGGCUUGUCCAUACACCCCGUGUCAAGUUUAA